UUAUGGACCCACAGUUGUCAAGUCAUGUUUCCUUUUUUCUAACUAUAUUCAGCAGUCUGUUUCUGAAAUGGAGAAGAGCAUUAGAUAUGCCCACAUGGAAGAGGAGGAGUCUGAGCAAAAUAAGCGCAAACUUCAAAUGGAAACAGUGACGUCCAAAAGGAAAUUUAAAACAAGUGAGGAAGAACUUGCCGACAUACCCAUUAAUUCUAUAGACCUUUCAAUAGCCAGAGCUGAACAGACCUUGAGAUCUACAUUGGAUAGCAGAAUAAAGUGGAAUUCCUCAGACUUGUGGUAUGAAACAAGAGGGCAGAAGCGUGUUGGUUUCAAAAACAAUAUGGAGAAGCUGGAAAUCAAGAUACUUCAAGCUUGCAGAUCAUUGCGUGUUAGAGCAGAUCGUAAAACCUUGCAUGAAAUAGCUGAAGAAAAUUCCAGACGGAAUAAAGAAUUCAGAGAGCUAUGUGCAAGACGUGCACCUAUGUUUUGGAUACCGCUCAGGCCACAUUGUGUGUGGGAAAGAAUGUCUGUUGUGCUGGUCUGCACUGUACUUGGAACACCUAAACCAACUAUCCAAUGGUUUAAAAAUGGACAGCCUAUUGAACUGAAAACAUCACCACCCGGAAAAUAUAGAAUCCUAAAUGAAUUUGGCAUGCUUACCCUGGAGAUUCGCAGAUGUUCCAUGGAAGAUUCUGCUGAUUAUAGUGUUGUGGCUACUAAUAGCUUUGGACAGGCAACCUCUUUUGCAAAUGUGCUUGUUAAACAAUAUCUAGGGUUAAAAUCUGGCUGGGAUUCAAUUUCCUAUCCUGCUUUGCUGCCAGCAUAUGAAGGUGAAUUCACUAGUAACUUGGGACCAGUGUAUACAAGGGAGAAGGAAUCGUUUGCUCUGUCAUGUUCUGUUUCCUCCAGUCUUGAAAGACACAAGCCAAGUGUACAGUGGUUUAGAGAUGGAAAAUUAGUAAAAGAGACGGAAGGCAAGAAGAUAAGCUGUGAAGGCUUAGCGGUGUCUAUAACUGGGUCUCCUGCUUUUAAAGAAGAUGAAGGUUUCUAUACAGUCUCUGUACCCGCUGCAACUGGGCAUCAGGAACAAACUACCUAUAUGUUUGUGAGAGAUGCUGUACCAACUAAGGCUGGGGUACCAGGAUCCCCUCUCAAUGUGCAGUGCAACGAUGUCCAGAAAGAUUGUCUACUUUUAUCCUGGACUCCUCCAAGUGAUGACAGGGGCAGCUCCAUAAUUGGUUAUUUUAUUGAGAAACUUGAUGUUUCAACAAAUGAAUGGCUACAGUGCAAUCAAAGUCCAGCAAAGAUCUGCAAGUUUCCUAUAGGUGGACUUACAGAAGGUAAUACAUAUCAGUUCCAAGUGAAGGCCCUAAACCAGGCUGGAGUUGGUCUUCCUUCCAAGCCAAGUGAACCUGUCACUAUGAGAGAUCCAGCUCAGGAGAGCAAAUCUAUAGUAAUUCCAUAUGAUGAAGCAAGGGAGAUUACACUCAAUGAAAAAGAGCUUGAGGAAGAUGUCAAAGUUCCCAGAUCACCAAAAAAUGUUUAUGCAUCAGAGGUCAACAAAGACUAUAUUGUACUUGCAUGGGAUGAACCUGAUCCAUGUGGCAAGGAGCCUAUUAAUUAUUAUGUAGAAAAGUGCAUUGCAGGAAGUAACGUUUGGGAGAGGAUUAAUGUGGACACAACUCUCCAUUCCCCACGGUUUUCUGUGAUGGAUCUUGAUAAAGGCAAAUCCUACUGUUUCCGUGUAAAAGCUGUAAACAAAUAUGGAGUCAGUGAUCCAUCUAAGUCAAGUUCCCCAAUCUGCCUUAAAGAUAUAUUAGUGGUUCCUCCUGCACCUGGGCAUAUUUUAGCCCUUCGAGACACAAAGACAUCUGCAAUAGUACAGUGGGAGAAAGUGGAGCAUGAGCCUGACAUCCUUGGUUAUUACUUGUACAUUCGAGAGGUAGGCGAGGAAGAGUGGAAACCUGUCAACAACAAGCCACUACAAUGUACAAGGUUUACAGUGCCCGAGUUACAGACUGGGAAAGAUUAUGAGUUCUGUGUGGCAGCAGUAAAUGAAGCUGGGCUUAGUGAAAGAUCACCAAUAUCAAAACCAUUGACAAUUCAUGAGGCCAUUUACUGUCCAUCGGCUCCAUAUGAUUUUGCCCUCUUGAGUUGUGGGAAAGAUGAAAUGACAAUUUGUUGGAAGGCUCCAAAAUUCACGGCGGGAAGAGAAGUACUUGGAUAUUUUCUUGAUCAACAUGAUCCUGAGGAUAUUGCUUGGAAAGACGUGAAUAGCGAACCAAUUCAAAAUACAAUGCUUAAGGUAACAGGUUUGACUGAAGGACAUUUCUAUGAGUUCCGUGCUCGAGCUUUGAAUUCGGCAGGGGUAGGAAAGAUGUCUGAGCAAAGUGACCUUUUUAAAUGUGAGGAGUGGACAAUGCCUGAGCCAGGUCCGCCACAUGAUGUCAGAUGCAGAGAAAUAAGAGAUAACACCCUGAUGCUUCACUGGGAAAGCCCUGUAUACAUAGGAAGCAGUCCUGUUAUUGGCUACUUGGUAGAGGCAUGUGAAGAAGGCUCUGAAGACUGGAAGAAGAUUAAUGAAAAUCCAAUACCAGACACACAUAUGAGGAUCUCCGAUCUGGAAACAGAUAAGAGUUAUCGGUUCCGUGUUAGUGCUGUUAACACAUCUGGUCCUGGCAUUGUGUCUGAGCCUUGUGAUCCUGUGAUCCCUGUUACCAAGCCAGGCACAAAUGAAAUUGAAGUUGGCGUGGAUGAUGAGGGACUUAUAUACCUUUCCUUUGAGAAUCCAGAGCAAAUUGAGUCCCCACAGUUUGAGUGGUCUAAAGACUACAAGGGAGCUCCAGAUCCAGAGAGAACAGACAUUUCUACAGAAGGAAACAAGUCCAAACUAAUCUUGACAAAACCAUCUGAGGAAGAUGUGGGCAUCUAUUCUGUGGAAGUUCCAAAUACAGAUGGGGUAUCUGCUAGUCAUACAUUAACAAAAGAGGAAUUGUCAAACUUGCUCAAAAAAAGCCACGAUGUACAACACCCAUUGAUACAGAAAAUAUCAGGAUGGAAUGUGGAAGUGCUGGAAAAUGGUGAUGUGCGGCUCUGGUUAGAAUUGGAAAAACUUUCCCCUGCUGCAGACUUAGAAAUGGUUCUCAAUGACAAAAUCAUCAAAAAUACACCAAAACGGAAAAUAAAGUUUGACAAGGAAAAUGGUCUUAUAGAAAUUAUUAAAGAAGACUUUGGAGAAGAAGAUAAGGGCACAUAUGCUGCCAAAGUGGUGGAUGGAAAAGCAUCCAACCUGUUCAGUAUCAUCCUUACUGGAGACGACUUUGACAAGGUACUUGAUGAGUCUAAACAGAAACAAAAGCAAUGGAAAAAGAAGAAAGGACCACAUUUUGUGGAGCAGUUGGAAUGGACGGUUACAGAAGAGUGCAAUGUUAUAAUGACAUGCAAGGUCACAAACACUGAGAAAGAAACAACUCUCAAAUGGACUUUUGAUAAGAAACCACUUCCAAACGGACAAUACGAUGGACAAAGUGGAUCAGGAACAUUGGUUAUUAAAAAGUUCACAAAUGAAGACAAAGGGCAUUACAAAGCUAUAGUAAAGGAUGUUAGAGGAGAAGAUAUCAGUGAUUUGGAUCUAACUAAGGAAGGCUUUGAAGAUAUAAUGAAGGAAAUUUCUAGAAUAAGUGCUUUUUCUGCUUCCCCACUAAAAUGUCAGGGCACGCCUGAAGGAAUAAAGAUUUAUAGUGAUGUGAAACAAUUCACGGAUAUAAUGAAUCCAGUGUGGCACCACAAAACUCAGAAAUUGUCCAGUACAGAAAGGAUUAAAUCUGGCAGCACAGAAAACCAAGUGUGGCUUCAAAUGAAGGAUCCCACUGAUUCAGACCGAGGUCUGUAUACAGUUGAACUGUUUGAUGGUAAAGACAUCCAUAAACGGACCCUGGACCUGAGUGGUAAAGCAUUUGAGGAUGCAAUGGCAGAACACCAAAAAUGCAAGGAAACAGCUGUAGUAGAAAAAAAUCGUGCUAAAGUGGUCCGAGGUCUACCUGAUCUGGCAACAAUAAUGAUAGGCAAGACCCUGUGUUUAACAUGUCAUAUAUCUGGAGAUCCUGCCCCUGAGGUCUCCUGGGUAAAGAAUGAGAAGAAGGUGGUUUUCAAAGACCGCUAUAAACUGGAUGUGAAGGGUACAAUCGUAACUUUGACCAUAGAGAAGAUCUGUGCUGAAGAUACUGGGCGCUACAGCAUUUCUGUGAAGAAUAAAUAUGGGUCUGAGAUUGGGCAAGUGACUGUGAGUGUAUUUAAAGAAGGAGAAGAACCAGAAGAACUUAAAAACACAAAUGACAAAGCUCCAGAGCCUUAGAUAUCAAAACGUGUUACAUUGUUAAGUUAAA
Hyla sarda is the source of this 4379-nucleotide messenger RNA. It is a transcript of the gene MYOM3, whose product is annotated as myomesin 3. The transcript has 36 exons. Bases 68 to 4348 code for a protein of 1426 amino acids. Lineage: Eukaryota; Metazoa; Chordata; Amphibia; Anura; Hylidae. Gene Ontology annotation, molecular function: protein binding. The record is from RefSeq and is a predicted model, not a curated record.